This is a messenger RNA of Penicillium lagena, 1353 nucleotides long. RefSeq names its product carbohydrate-binding module family 48 protein. Gene Ontology annotation, biological process: signal transduction. The record is from RefSeq and is a predicted model, not a curated record. NCBI's taxonomy places the organism in Eukaryota, Fungi, Ascomycota, Eurotiomycetes, Eurotiales, Aspergillaceae. The coding region runs from base 1 to 1353 and encodes 450 amino acids. The transcript is spliced from 3 exons. Gene Ontology annotation, cellular component: nucleus; cytoplasm; nucleotide-activated protein kinase complex. Gene Ontology annotation, molecular function: protein kinase binding.
AUGGGAACCUUCACCUUCCAAUGGCCCUACAAUGCGACCGAGGUGUAUGUCACCGGCACCUUCGAUGACUGGGGGAAAACCGUCCAGCUCGACCGGGUAGGCGACGUUUUCCGGAAAGAAGUGUCGCUGCCUGCCACCACCGACAAGAUCCAAUACAAGUUUGUUGUCGACGGCACCUGGACUACAGACAGCCGUGUACGUGAAGAGACCGACGGCCAUAACAACGUCAACAACGUGCUUCUACCCAACGAGAUCACUCCCGAACCCACCAUCAUGUCCGGUGUCACCCCGGAUUCCACCACCGCCGCCCUGGCGGCCGCCGUUCCCAAGGAGGAGCCGAAUGGCAGCUUGCCGGGCACCUUCCCCGACACCCCGGGGCAGGAGUCGGAGCAAAUGCUGUCCGUGAAUCCCAUUCCGGCCUCCGCCGGCAUCGGCAAUCCCGUCAAGCUGAACCCUGGCGAAAAGGUUCCCGACCCUGCCUUGACCCAUGGCAACACCGUCCAGUCGACCGUCAAGCUCGACAAGGAGUCCUAUGAAAAGGGCGACAGCGUGCCCCUGGCCAGCGCGGGCUCCCAGAACCACGCCACCGAUACGGCUGGGUCGAGCGCCUUCGCCGUGCCCCCCGUGUCGAAGAACACCAUCCCCGAGUCCAGUCUGCCGAUGGGUGGAGGGCCCGCUCAGCGCGCCGCAACCACCGAUGCGGCCGAUCCUGGUUACACCAUCCAGUCGGCUGCGCCAACCUCCACCACGGCGGCGUUGGCGGCCAACGUCCCUCUGGAGAAGACGACCAACGGCGAUCCUGCUCCCGCCAGCGAAGUCCCGCAGAUAGUGAAGGACUCGCUCGCCGAAGCCCACAAGGACCCCGAGGCGGCUGCCAACAAGCACGCCGUAGAAGAGAAAAAGGACGUGGAGCGGGAGCUACAUAAGAAAGUGAGCGUGGAGGAAUCAGCCGGCACUCCGGCGCCCACCGUCUCCGCAACCACCCAGCCCACUGCGCCAGGCCUCGCAGCGGUGGCAGCCAUGGGAGUAGACUCCACCGAUGUGUCUCCGAACACGACUCCACCCCCCGGCCGGGCGGCUGCGGCACCGACCUCCGCCCCCGGCGUUGAUACCAAGGCCCCUGUGUCGGGCGUGGGCCAGGAGCAGAUCCAGGCUCCGUCUGGUCCCACCGUGACCACGGGCGUUGCCUCCGCGCCGACGACAGAGACCACCACGCCCAAGAAGACCCAGGCUCCGGCGCAGCAAUCGGCUACCACUGAAGACACGGCUGCCGUCUCCACCGAUGCCAAGGAAGAGAAGAAGAAGAAGCGCCUGAGCGGGUUCUUCAGCAAGAUCAAGGAAAAGCUGAAAUAG